Messenger RNA from Glycine soja, 1472 nucleotides. RefSeq names its product transcription factor MYB73-like. The transcript has 2 exons. Gene Ontology annotation, cellular component: nucleus. Gene Ontology annotation, biological process: regulation of DNA-templated transcription. Gene Ontology annotation, molecular function: DNA-binding transcription factor activity, RNA polymerase II-specific; RNA polymerase II cis-regulatory region sequence-specific DNA binding. The record is from RefSeq and is a predicted model, not a curated record. Bases 548 to 1291 code for a protein of 247 amino acids. NCBI's taxonomy places the organism in Eukaryota, Viridiplantae, Streptophyta, Magnoliopsida, Fabales, Fabaceae.
ACACCUUCAUAUCCUUUUUGACUUCCUACCCAUUAUAAACCAAAUAAAUAAAAGGUCAAAAAUUACAUUUAUGGGCUGAAUACUCCAUCCUAACUGCCAUACUUUUAAAAUCAUCAUCAUGUCUAUCCAACUAAAGUUUAAAACAAACAUUUUAAAUUAAUGAAACAAACCGUGAAACGUUAUAAAAUAAUGACAAAAGAACCAGAACACAACACGAACAAACAAACCGGUCAAAUCUUAUCCACCUUCCUUGCUAGAGUUUCCAGAAAAAGGCGUUAUUUGAAUUGGUUAGACAAAGGAAGAAGUUAUAACUUCCCAUUAUUAAUUAAUCUUUUCUCACUCUCUCUUCAUAAGCGCUCAAUUUUCUCAAAAAGUUAAAAACAUAAUUAUAAAAAAAAAUCACCUAUAAACUUCCACCUACCUAAGUCCAAACUAAAAACACCCACACAAGUUAAGGAACAUAUUCGAACCAAACCUUCCCUCAUAUGUUAUGUUCAAAAAGCAGUUACACUUUUAAGUUUUAAUAAGGUGAAAGGCGACGACAACGAUGACCGGUGGCCACGAUCGCGUGAAGGGUUCAUGGAGUCCUCAGGAGGAUGCGACGUUGCUGAAACUCGUGAACGAGCACGGGGCACGCAACUGGUCCGUCAUAAGCGCCGGAAUUUCCGGGCGUUCCGGCAAGUCGUGCCGUCUGCGGUGGUGCAACCAGCUGAGUCCGGAGGUGCAGCACCGUCCGUUCACUCCGGCGGAGGACAAGAUGAUCAUAAAGGCGCACGCCAUUCACGGAAACAAAUGGGCCACCAUCUCGCGCCUCCUCCCCGGCCGCACCGACAACGCCAUCAAGAACCACUGGAACUCCACUCUCCGCCGCCGUCGCGCGGUGGAGUCAUCCUCCUCCUCAUCGGCGUCUCCGCCGGCGAAACGUCACUCUUCCUUGUUUGACACGCUUCACCCUUUCAAGAAACAGUGCAUCGAGAAGGAAAACGAAGAAGAGCGAGUGCUGAGUCCCGUUACGACGUCGUUGAGUCUUUUCCCUCCUGGGGAAAAAUCAGAGGAAGAAGAGGAAGAGGAAGAACAAGAAGAAGAAGAAAAGGAGAAAGAAGAGUUGUUUCAAGUGAAUGUUAAUGUUAAUCAGAAGGUUACGGAUCAGAAUUACUUCAUGCAGAUGAUGCAGCGGAUGAUAGCGGAAGAAGUUAGGAAUUACAUGGAGACUUUGCGAAAUUGCCAAAGGAACAACGGUCUCUCCCUUGAGCCUGGGUUAGAUCUUCUUCCUCCGACGCUUCCAAAGUAAAUUAUCAUUCUUUUUUCUUCUUCUUCUCUUUGGGAUUUCUGAUUGGUUUUGGAGUUUCUUCUUCUUAUGAUCACAGUUUAAUAAUUCCUAAUAGUAACAUUCAAUUUACUCGGUUUAAGAAUAAUAAUUAGUCAGUGCAAUGUGAAACUUUGAAUAGAACUUUUUUCAAGCAAACAAGCUA